Nezara viridula (southern green stink bug) is the source of this 1279-nucleotide messenger RNA. Lineage: Eukaryota; Metazoa; Arthropoda; Insecta; Hemiptera; Pentatomidae. The record is from the annotation of a GenBank genome assembly.
GAAACCAUUGACAUUUACCGAAUUAAAAGUACCUAGUAUUUGUGUUAAAAUAUCGAUGUCAUUAUAUUUCCUUAGUAUCGAUCGGCUUACUAGUGGCAGGUUAUAGUGUUUGUUGUUUUGGAGCGCUCAAAUGUACAAAGAAUUAUCUAAAACUUGAACCUUAUAAAUUUCUGUUCUUAUUGAAGAGAUAAAAUGUUCAAAGUUUAGUGGAAAUCUAAAAUCUAAUAAUGGAUGAAGAAGAAAUCAUAAGGAGACGUCUUCUAAUUGACGGUGAUGGAACUGGUGAUGAUAGAAGAAUAAAUGUACUUCUUAAAAAGUUUUUUAAAUGGUGCAAUAGCGAAGAUAGUACUAUUGAGGGCAAGGAUCACCUGUUAUCUCAAAUUUCACAAUGUGAAUACGCUUUUGUGAAAUCUCGGCUCGCUGCAUCGAUGGUGACUUCAGAAUUAGAUAACUACGACAAUGUAGCGAAACAAAUUCAGGAAAAUCUUUCACAAGUGCAAACGGAGAUCGCUGAUGCAAAAGAUGAGUUUAAAGAUGCCAAAUUGAUAAGGAAAAACAGGCUAGAAUAUGAAGCCUUGGCUAAAAUUAUUAAUGAACAGCCUGAUAGAAAAGAGACAAAUGAAAAAUUAAUUAACAUUAAAAAAGAACUUCAAGUCUCUGAGGAACGCUUAGAAUACUUGGAAGCAAAACUAGAACUAAGGCGUAAGCAAUUUCAUGUAUUGUUCACAUCUUUACAGCAGCUUCAAGCAGUUCUUGAUGCCGAUGAAUCCGUUCACAAUGAGGGUCUUGAAGUCAUCGAUGAAGAUGAUGAUGAAAUAUCAGCUCUGAUAAGUCGAUGUAUAUCAGAAUCUUCUGAAGACCAGGCUGAAAUGGAACAAGAUCCUUAGGAAUUAUAUAUAUAUAUAUAUAUAUAUAUAUAUAUAUAUAUGUUACUUUUAUUUUAAGGGUUUUGUACACAAUGAAAUAAUAUAAGUUUUUGAAUACUUUAUUUAUUAAAAUAAAGAUUAUUUAUUUUCCAAAUUUCAACUUUAUUUUGCUGAUUUUUGGUACAUGCCGAAUAGUAAGUGAUAUUCUUGUUUCUCUUUGUAAUUUAUCACCAACACUUAAUUGAGACAAUUGAGCAUUCACAACAUUUUCAUCUAUCUCAUCUUCUUUCGACUCUCUGAUUGUGUGUUUGUAAUCGGUGUACAUAGAAUCUUUAACGAUAAUGAGACUUCUUCGUUGUAGAAAUAUAGAUAUCUUGUUGUCAUCAGUCUUUUCCUGUAAGACAGAGGUACAU